This is a messenger RNA of Oryzias melastigma (Indian medaka), 2197 nucleotides long. RefSeq names its product tubby protein. The record is from RefSeq and is a predicted model, not a curated record. Gene Ontology annotation, cellular component: cilium. Gene Ontology annotation, biological process: protein localization to cilium. NCBI's taxonomy places the organism in Eukaryota, Metazoa, Chordata, Actinopteri, Beloniformes, Adrianichthyidae.
UUAUAUAUAUUUUUGGGGGGCGCUAUCGCUGUUUCUAUAGCAACGAGAAUCCCCCGUUUAGCUUUUCAUUUUUAUUUUUUAUUCUAAUGCCAAAUGUAUGAGAAUUACAGCUUGAAUUUCGUGUUUGCGGGAGCUUCGGGUUGCCAGGUUUGGUCACGUGCGGCAGAGAUGUUGACCUGAAGCACGCAGACAGGCAGGAGUCCCGGGACGCCCCCCUCUCUCUAUCUAUCUCUCUCUCUCUCACGUUCCAGGCCAAAGCAGACAUGAGAGCCGCCUGUCCACACCAUCAGAGCCGUGCGGCCCAGUUUAAGAGCAUUAAGUCGGUUUAAUCCACUUUGCCUUCUGCCACUUGCAGGUGGACAGGCUGGCAGAUCCAGGCGGAUGGCACAAACUGCCUCCAAACCAGACAGUUUCUACAGACUCCUAAAGUAAAUAAAAAUUUGAGGACUAGUUUAAAGAAAAUAAUUAUUUUGGAUUUUAUUUACAUUUACAUACUAGCUGGAUAUGGACGCUGAUGUGCAGCAACAGAGGCUGGAGAAGCAGCAAGCUCUCAGGACCAAAAUGCAGCAAAAGAAACGAGCUUUUAUUCCAAUGGUGGUCGCCACUCAGGAAAUGCGGCAGAAGAAUCCGAAGCACAAGCCGUUGUUUUCUGAUGAGACUUCUCUGUUGAUCAGCCAGUCUCCGAGCAGCGGUUCUCUGAGCGAUCAAGUGGAACAUGCCCAUGACAACCCUCUGGUGGAGAUCACACUGGGAGAAAAAGAUAUGAUUCCAAACGAUGAGCUGGAGGAAGACGCUCCAGAGAACCACGGUCAUCCCAAAACGCUGAACUGGGAGGUCGAUGUGGAGACACAGGAGAAAAGUGAAGAGGUUAAACUAGAUCCAGUGGAUGCAAAGAUAAAGGAGGAAGAUGAAGCAAAAGAAAAUAACAAACAGGUGGAAAAGGAAGAGGAGAACGAGCCAGAAAAGCAACACGAAAAGGGAAAAAAAGAGAAAAAAACCAAGAAAAAAGCCAAAGUAAAGGAAAUGGUGGACUCUCAGAAGACAAAGAAGAAAAGCAAACAAGAACCUGACACCACGUGUCAAAUAAUCGAUGAGAGCAAAGAUGAGGACAACCAAGAAACAGAAACAAGGUCAGACAAAGAAGAGGAGAAAACUACACCGAGUCUGGCGUCACUGAACUCCAACUACAGGGAGCUGUCCUCUUCAGAAAAUGAACUGGAAGAACAACCAAGCUCUCCCAUGUCGACAGAAGAUGUUGAGAAGUUCGCCUUACGGCCCGCUCCCAGAGACGUUACCAUUCAAUGCCGGAUCACCAGAGAUCGGAGGGGCUUAGAGAAGGGCAUCUACCCCACAUACUACCUACACAUGGAGAAGGAGGACGGGAAGAGGGUGUUUUUGAUGGCAGGACGAAAAAGAAAAAAAUCCAAGACAUCAAACUAUCUCAUCUCCACCGACCCGACAAAUCUCUCCAGGGAUACGAGCUCCUACAUUGGAAAAUUGAGGUCCAACGCUCUGGGCACAAAGUUUACGGUGUACGAUGGAGGUGAAAACCCAGAGAAGAAACCGUUUGUCAAAGAAAGUGAGUCGGUGCGACAGGAGUUGGCAGCCAUAUGCUAUGAAAAAAACGUGUUGGGCUUCAAAGGUCCCAGAAAAAUGACGGUGAUCAUACCAGGCAUGCUACAAAACGAUGAAAGAGUGUCCAUUCGCUCUGGAAAUCAGAGUGAGACUCUACUGGGCUGCCAUGCGAAGGGCCAAACAGACCAGCUGGUGACUCUGGUGAACAAAUUCCCGAGCUGGAAUGAACAGACUCAGUCAUAUGUGCUGAACUUUAACGGACGCGUGACUCAGGCGUCUGUGAAAAACUUCCAGAUCAUCCACCCUGACAACGAGGAUUACAUCGUGAUGCAGUUCGGCCGGGUGGCGCAGGACGUCUUCUCCAUGGAUUACAGCUUCCCUCUGUGUGCCCUGCAAGCUUUUGCCAUCGCUCUCUCGUCCUUUGAUGGUAAACUGGCCUGUGAGUGAUUAAAGGACAUUCAGAAGCUCCAAGUCAACACUUUUAUCUUUGUAAUGUUUGCAGAUAAAUAAACACUAAUUUUUACAAAAAAAGAACAAAAAUGUGCUGGUCUUCUUGAGUGUUCUUGUCAAUUAUAUAUCUUCAACAUUUCCGUUUUUGCUGUGGUCACAAGUCCAUCCGAUC